This is a messenger RNA of Pogoniulus pusillus (Red-fronted tinkerbird), 1753 nucleotides long. RefSeq names its product recombination signal binding protein for immunoglobulin kappa J region like (gene RBPJL). The coding region runs from base 1 to 1626 and encodes 541 amino acids. Gene Ontology annotation, cellular component: nucleus. NCBI's taxonomy places the organism in Eukaryota, Metazoa, Chordata, Aves, Piciformes, Lybiidae. Gene Ontology annotation, molecular function: DNA-binding transcription activator activity, RNA polymerase II-specific; RNA polymerase II cis-regulatory region sequence-specific DNA binding. Gene Ontology annotation, biological process: regulation of transcription by RNA polymerase II. The transcript has 11 exons. The record is from RefSeq and is a predicted model, not a curated record.
AUGAUCGCUGUCUCCCUCUGCCCCGCGGACGAGGCCCCCCAGAGGCUGCCCACCCCGGAGGCACCGAGGGGCUCUGGGGCCUGGGACCGGGCUCAACGCUCCCUUCACCCCACUCCUCUCCUUUCCCUUCCCGCAGGGCCGGCGGCGGGGCUCACGGAGCCGCUCACUCACCCGGGCCGGCCGCGGAGCCGCUCCCCGCCGCGGUGCUGGGCCAGAUCUAACCUGUACCAAACCAACCUGCUUCGAGACAGUGUGCGAAGGUACCUGCAGCUGCCAGCAGACCAGACGGUGCUGAUACUGCAUGCUAAAGUUGCCCAGAAGUCAUACGGCAAUGAAAAAAGGUUUUUCUGCCCUCCACCUUGUGUUUACCUGAGUGGGCCAGGAUGGAAAUUGAAACAGGAGCAGAUAAAAGCCAGGGACCUGGGAGAGGCAGGUUUCCGGGUGUGCGGGUACAUGGGGCUGGACAGCAUGGGCAGCAGCCUGAUGGAGACCCAGAAGCUCAGCUUUGAGGAGCAGCCAGAUGCAAAGGGCUUCAGCUGUGCCAAGGCGCUGUACAUCUCAGAUGCGGACAAGCGCAAGCAUUUCCGCCUGGUCCUGAAGCUCUUCUUCACCAACGGGCAGGAGAUAGGCACCUUCCACAGCAAGCUGAUCAAGGUCAUCUCCAAGCCCUCACAGAAGAAGCAGUCACUGAAGAACACAGACCUCUGCAUCUCCUCAGGCUCCAAAGUCUCCCUCUUCAACCGCCUGCGCUCCCAGACCGUCAGCACCCGCUACCUCUCUGUGGAGGGGGGAGCCUUCAUCGCCAGUGCCAGACAGUGGGCAGCCUUCACCCUCCACCUGGCCGACGAGCACAGCGCCCGGAGCGAGUUCCCGCUGCGGGAAGGGUACAUCCGCUACGGCUCCGUGGUGCGGCUCGUCUGCACCGCCACCGGCAUCACCCUGCCUCCCCUGAUCAUCCGGAAGGUGACGAAGCAGUAUGCCAUGCUGGACGUGGACGAGCCCAUCUCCCAGCUCCACAAAUGUGCCUUCCAGUUCCAGGGCAGCGACCGCAUGUACCUGUGUCUCUCCACGGAGAAAGUGAUCCAGUUCCAGGCAUCUCCUUGCCCAAAGGAAGCCAACCGGGAGCUGCUGAAUGAUGGCUCUUGCUGGACCAUCAUCGGCACCGAGACAGUGGAGUACACCUUCAGCGAGAGCCUGGCCUGCGUCCACCAGCCUGUCAGCCCCGUCCCCCUCAUCACUGCCCUGCAGCUCACAGGUGGUGGGGAUGUGGCCAUGCUGGAAGUGCAAGGGGAGUAUUUCCACACACACCUCAAGGUCUGGUUUGGAGAUGUGGAAGCAGAGACAAUGUACAGGAGCCCCAAGUCCCUCAUGUGCGUUGUCCCUGAUGUCUCUGCCUUCGGGAGUGACUGGAGGUGGCUGCGAUACCCCAUCACAGUCCCACUCCUGCUCAUCAGGGACGAUGGCCUCAUCUACUCCAACUCCUUCACAUUCACCUACACCCCAGAGCAAAGCUUCAUCCCAGGACAGCAGAUCCUCUCAGAUGUACCUCAGGACUCAGACAAAUUACUUGAUAGCAUCCAUCAGGAAUUCACUAGGACUAACUUCCACCUCUUCAUGCAGAGCUAGCAAGAUGAGUGGGCACAGGUUUAGCCUCACUGCUGAUCCUGGGGAAGGAGAGCAGCCCUGAGACCUACUGGAGUUCUCCACCUAGGGCUGAAGGUGGCCCUGCCAAAGAGUCCUCUCCACAUCUCUA